AUGUCCCGUGCUGGCGACACUUUGUACAUUGCUGGUAUGCGCGGCAUCGUCCCGCUGGACAACAGCCUCGCGCCCGAGGGGCUUCCACGCAUUCGCCAAGCCUUCCAGAACAUGAAGAAGCUUGCCGAGUUUGCGGACGUGGAGCUCUAUGACUGUGUCCGCCUCGUCGUCUACGUGACCGACAUGUUCCGGUACCGGCCCUUGGUCAACCAAGUACAGAUUGAGCUUUGGGGUACCGACGCGAACAAGUACCCGCCCCGCACGAUCAUUGAGGUCGAUCGCCUCAACCAGGAUGACAUUGUCGAGGUUGAGGGAACAUUCUACAUGCCUCGAUUGUCGUUCAUCCGUCGGCGGGACAUGAGACGUGCCUUUACUUUCGUCAAGCUGUUCAGCGCGAGACACAACGUGUAA
Verticillium alfalfae VaMs.102 is the source of this 411-nucleotide messenger RNA. RefSeq lists its product as hypothetical. Lineage: Eukaryota; Fungi; Ascomycota; Sordariomycetes; Glomerellales; Plectosphaerellaceae. The transcript has 3 exons. The record is from RefSeq and is a predicted model, not a curated record. The coding region runs from base 1 to 411 and encodes 136 amino acids.